Penicillium daleae is the source of this 1053-nucleotide messenger RNA. Its product is annotated as tyrosinase family protein. Gene Ontology annotation, molecular function: oxidoreductase activity. The transcript is spliced from 3 exons. The record is from RefSeq and is a predicted model, not a curated record. Bases 1 to 1053 code for a protein of 350 amino acids. NCBI's taxonomy places the organism in Eukaryota, Fungi, Ascomycota, Eurotiomycetes, Eurotiales, Aspergillaceae.
AUGCACACCGAACAAGGCAGUGAUGCGCAGGGAAUGGUAAAUAUGAAAAUUGCCUUUUUUUUUCCUAUGAUUGAAGACGUCGCUAAUAGCUCCAGGGGAGAAAUGCCCCCGGCUGAGCGAAAGAACUACACCGAUGCAGUGCUAUGUCUGACUCAGAAACCACCUCGACUUCCAACCGCAGAGUACCCUGGAGUUCGCAGCCGAUUCGACGAUUUCGUUGCCACUCACAUCAACUAUACACUUCACGUCCACUACAGCGGUUUAUUUCUCCCGUGGCACCGCCGCUUCACCUGGCUAUGGGAGCGAGCUCUCCGAGAAGAAUGCGGCUAUACAAGCUAUCUUCCCUAUUGGAACUGGCCCCUCUGGACAAACGACCUGGGUAAAAGUCCCCUAUUCGACUGCAGCGAGACAUCCCUCUCUGGCGAUGGAGAGUAUAACCCAGGAGAACAACCUCUAUCCGGUGGAAAUGUUACUAUUCCCCGUGGCUCAGGUGGAGGUUGUGUCAAAUGUGGCCCCUUCAAAGAUCUACAGAUUCAUCUUGGCCCAUUCUCUCGCGACCUGACUUCAUUCACGGAGAUCCCCUCUCCAAAAUUCGAAUAUAACCCUCACUGUUUGAACCGAAGUCUUAAUAAUUUCGUGACAUCACACUAUAAUAACGCGACUAUUGUUUCGCGCCUCCUCGCAGCGACAGAUAUAGUUGAUUUCCAGACUGUUAUGGACCAUUGGCCUGCACAGCCAGAUGGCGUCCUUGGUGUUCACGGUGGGGGACACUUUAGCCUAGGAGCUACUAUGCAAGAUUUAUUUGCCUCACCGCAAGAUCCGGCAUUUAUGCUGCAUCACUGUAUGAUCGAUCGACUGUGGUCGAUGUGGCAAAGCACAGAUGAGAAGCAUCGGCGGCAUGCGCUCAACGGCACGACGACAAUUUUGAACCCGCCUUGGGGGCAGCUGGUCACGCUGAAUACAAUGAUGGAGUUUGGAGUCCUUGACCGACCGCGUAGGGUUGGUGAAGUGAUGAGUCCUACUGAGCAUGGGUUGUGUUAUUCAUACAGCUGA